Messenger RNA from Penicillium paradoxum, 1011 nucleotides. RefSeq names its product trafficking protein particle complex subunit 13. Gene Ontology annotation, cellular component: TRAPPIII protein complex. The transcript has 5 exons. The coding region runs from base 1 to 1011 and encodes 336 amino acids. NCBI's taxonomy places the organism in Eukaryota, Fungi, Ascomycota, Eurotiomycetes, Eurotiales, Aspergillaceae. The record is from RefSeq and is a predicted model, not a curated record.
AUGUCACGUCCGCGGGCGUUGUCGGGCGCUGAUGCCCCGAAAGAACCUCAUGCCGUCUCCCUCAAAGUGCUACGCCUUGCGCGGCCGUCGCUUUCUUAUCAGUACCCCCUCCCGGCCUCCAACUCCACAAUCUCAACGAAAGCUUCCCUAAGCUAUCCAUCCGGCGGCUCGGAUGAUCAAUUCAUAUUAGCACCUCUUCUUACUCUACCUCCCUCAUUCGGAUCUGUCUACGUCGGAGAAACCUUCGGAUGCACCCUGAGUGCGAAUAAUGAGAUCGAUAGCGGGGAUGAAGGGAAAGUCCUUACAUCAGUGCGCAUAGUGGCGGAGAUGCAAACGCCUUCUUCAGUUGCAGCACUGGAGCUGGAGCCAUCCAGCGACUCAGCAUCCACCGAUGGUCUUAAGAUCGGCGAGUCAUUACAAAAGAUCGUACGAUUUGAUUUGAAGGAAGAAGGCAACCAUAUACUAGCUGUGAGUGUUAGUUAUACAGAGACACGGAUCGGGUCAGACUCGCAGGCGGCAAGUGGUCGGGUCAGGACGUUCCGCAAGCUAUACCAAUUCGUGGCCCAGCCUUGUUUGAGCGUCCGGACCAAGGCAUCCGAACUUCCGCCACUCGAGGUUGAGAAUAAGUCACUUGGUCCGUAUGGGAAAAGAAGGUUACUCCGAUUCGCCCUGGAGGCACAGUUGGAGAACGUGGGCGAGGGCGCAGUGGUAGUCAAGCAAACAAAACUAAAUCCCAAGCCACCGUUCCACUCAAAAUCGCUCAACUGGGACACGAUCAACCCGACCACCUCGCCCGUAGAGCUACCCACACUCAACCCGCGGGAUAUUCUACAGGUGGCAUUCCUGGUGGAACAAGAAGAAGGGCAGACUGAAGGACUUGAAACUCUCCACAAGGAUCUAAGGAGGGACGGUCGUGCCACACUAGGUCAGUUGUCGAUCGAAUGGCGCGGUGCCAUGGGAGACAAGGGGUUCCUGACGACGGGCAACCUAAUGAGCCGGAAACGUACUUGA